CAACACAGCCUAACACCGUUUUACGCAACCCCAUAGAAUCGAAUCGAAUUGGCGGAUUCUUCUGGUUCUUGAGCAACCUUAAAGAAGCAGAGAAAGAAAUUAGAUUUGAGGUCGAGAAGCGAAUCGACGACUGUUUUUUUGGGUUUUGGAGGGAUGAUCGUGAGUCCAAAGAUGGUAGCAGACGCGGAGAUUAUGUGUUUUCAGGUUACGGAUUCGAUUUCCACUGAGAUUUCCUGUUUCGAAUCGGUUGUUGCUUGCUCUGAGACUAUUAAGGAUGCUGUCCUUGAGUCAUCUGCUGUCAAGUUUGUCCCAAGAAUUCGUUCUGGCAGCUGUGCUGAUAUUGGUACGAGGAGCACAAUGGAAGAUGAGCACAUUAGAAUUGAUGAUUUAUCUGGUCACCUGGGCUCUCUCCUGAAAUGUUCUAUGCCAAGUGCUUUCUAUGCUGUUUUUGAUGGUCAUAAUGGCCCUGAUGCAGCAGCUUAUAUCAAAAGGAAUGCUAUGAGAUUAUUUUUUGAAGAUGCUGAAUUGCCUGAAAUAUCUGAUAUUGAUGCUGGUUUGUUGAAAGAGUUGGAGAAUUCUCACAAGAAGGCCUUUUUACUAGCUGAUCGUGCCUUGGCUGCUGAAAGCGGUAUUAGUGGCUCAUGUGGGACAACAGUUCUGACUGCUCUGGUACUUGGAAAGCAUCUGCUGAUUGCAAAUGCUGGUGAUUGCAGAGCUGUUCUGUGUAGAAAAGGACUUGCUGUUGACAUGACUCAGGAUCAUAGACCUACUUACUCACCAGAGCGCAGAAGGGUUGAGGAAUUAGGUGGUUUCAUUGACAUUGACGGUUAUCUUAAUGGCCUCUCAGUCACACGAGCUCUUGGAGACUGGGACUUGAAAUUCCCUCUAACCCCUCUAAUUUCAGAUCCUGAUGUUAGACAGAUUGUGUUGACAGAAGAUGAUGAAUUUCUAAUCAUUGGUUGUGAUGGGAUCUGGGAUGUAAUGUCAAGUCAGAUUGCGGUCAGCCUUGUUCGUCGUGGCCUAAGGCGUCAUGAUGACCCACAAGAAUGUGCCAGAGAACUAGUCAAGGAAGCAUCACGCCUGAAUUCAUCAGAUAAUCUUACUGCGAUUGUCAUUUGUUUCUCUUCCCCAAGUCGUACUGAAUCAUGUCCUCCCCAACGGCGAAGGUUCAGGUGCUGCAAUCUCUCUGAUGAGGCCAGAAGCAGGUUGAAGAGCUUGUUAGAAGGCAAUUGAAUUGAAUGUACACACCACUUUCACAUUUAAUUACCAUUAUUUCCAGUGAGAAAAAUGCAUUUUUACCUGUUUUUUUCGCUGUUUCAGAUAUAUACUUAAGAAAAAGCAGCCAGCAGUUUUGUAGUUCUAGGAGAGAACCUAGGGUUCAGGUUAUGUAUGAAGAGUGUCUUUUCUGGAUUACCGUGUCUUGUGUAACGAAAUUGUGAAAUCAAAAUCUAGUCAAUUG
Molecule: messenger RNA, 1459 nt
Organism: Rubroshorea leprosula
Lineage: Eukaryota; Viridiplantae; Streptophyta; Magnoliopsida; Malvales; Dipterocarpaceae
Source: the annotation of a GenBank genome assembly